AUAAAUGAUGACAGAAUUUUCAUUUGAUUCUUUAUUGCAGAAAGCAAGCUGUGCUGCAGCAAAGCCUCCCCUGACAGACAGUCUUCUGGGGUACGAGUAUGAGGGUCAAGACACCCCUGCUGGCUCUGUUGGUUGUUGCAGCCUCCUUGAGUCUGACAAUGACCUGGAGUUCCUUAACAACCUUGGGUCAAAGUUCCUUACAUUAGCGGACAUAUGCCGUCCUCCAAAGCCUCCCAAAACUGAGCAAGUAGUCAAAUCGGUUGAAACCAGCUACAAAAGCGAGAGCACCAGCACUAGCACCAUCCAGGUUACCAAAACCACUCCACCUCCACAACAGGUACAGCAAAGCUCUGUUACCAAAGUCGAGACGGUUAAUAAAUCAGCCACACUUCCAAGUGCCAAAGCAAGCCAGACACUUUUCGUGCAACAGCAGCCUCUAUUCUACCUGGUGGAGCAGCAAAUGCCAAACACAGUUUUUGUUGAGAGCCCUACUCAGGGUUUGUAUGUAAUAAAUGGCAACCCUGGGACGGAAGGUUUGAUACUGCAAGGCAGAAACGUUUCACAGGCGACGCUAAGCAGAGGACAGCAGGCAAUGUAUGUGAUAAAUGGAGCCCCUGUGGCUGCUCAUAAGCCGAUUCAGUUGCAAACGGAAGUACAGGAACAGGAGGCAGUGCUGGGAUUUAGCCCCGUCUCAUCUCCCAUUGGAGCGCCUGGAGGUGUACUGCUAAUGCAGACACAUUUUCCUGAGAAAGCAGUAGAAAAGGAAACUGGAAGACCACCAUUGCUGCUUGCUGAUGUUCCAGCACUGGCCAAAAAACAUAAAAAGAAAACACCAUCUGAGUCGUUAGGUACCAAAGUAGUGAAGGCUGAACUAAAAGAUACUGUGUCAUCUAAAUAGAUAAGAGAAGAUCCAAUAAGACAAGCACCCAUGACACAGUCCAAAAUUAAGCCUGAUUUGAGAAAAAACGGGUCAAGUUGGAGUAUAGUGCUGUGACUAUAAAUGUUUUGCCAUAUUUUACAAAAAAAAUGAUUAGAUAGAUAGAUAGAUAGAUAGAUAGAUAGAUAGAUAGAUAGAUAGAUAGUGAGAUGCUUCCUCUAGAGUUCAUUUCUCUAGUGAAGUAACAUACUGUGGAUACUAAAUGACUUGCCUGAGGUAGAUAUAAUGCUACGUUAAAUAUUAUUCUCAAGCUGUUGUCUUUCUGCAGUUGAAACACUAGUUGAGAGAUUACAUGUAAACAUAUCUAUGCACAGAUUGUUUUCUUCUUCUGCGCUUUUUCCUGUGGUGGCGGUUAGCAAACAGCGUUGCAUUACUACGUACACACCCUUCUGGAUUGGAGUGUGGAUCGCCUGUGUCGACUGUUUUUGUCGUCUGAAUGUAUGGACCGAACCGUGACGCCCAUACCAUGACGAUUCAGGAUGAGUACAUGUUCCGUUACACCCCUGAUGAUAGAUAGAUGAUAGAUAGAUUGAUAGAUAGAUAGAAUUUCUUGCGCUGUUCAGUCCGUCAGAGAAGGGUGUGUCUAUGCAGACACCAUCUGGACCAUUUGGCCUUGAGGUUCUUCAGCAUUCACACUGACACACAUGUGGCCAGAUGUUCUGACAGCUGAAGGAGGAAUAAUUUGAGGGAGAGUGAACAGUAAAGAACACUGUGUGAGCUAAGUGUUACAGAUGGAGAUGGCCCGUGGGAAGAAACUGUAAAAUAAGCAUAGGAAAGUAAGAAAUCCAGGCACAUUAAUGCUCACCCAGGAAGUGAGGGUUUGAAUUUGUUUAAAAAAAAAAAAAAAAAAAAAAAAAAACAUUUUUAUGCAAAUAUUAAGGAAACAUUCCAUUUUAUCAUUCUUCAAACAUUAUGGGAACGUAACUUUUGAAAGUUUUCUGAAAAAAGUUUAAAGAAUGUUAGACGUCCAACAAACAUCCAACUUAGGAGAAAACUUUCCAUGGAUGAUGUAUAAAUAAUGUUUUUGUGCUAACAUUUUGAGAACAUUUUUAAAGACUAGAUAACUUUAAAUGAACCUUCUAUUAAUGUUACUGGAAUAAUGUUUGUUAAUAAUGUUGGGAGAACCUUGCCAGAAUGUUCUGAAAGUGUUCCAGGUUAGCUGGGGUGUCUUCCUGACAUUCUCACAAUCAUUUCUUCUUAUUUCUCUAUUUUUUUUUUAACCAUCAAUAAAAUGGCAAAGGGCCAAAAAACUUUUCGUAAAAUUAAGAAAAAAAAAAUGCUAUAUAACAUUUGCCAAUAAUUGAUCAAUUUUUUUCCUCUUUUUUUUUUUUACUUCCAAAUGUGUUUUUACACAGUGACUCAUCUAUUUUCUUGUUUACUGGUGAUUCUGGUGAUCCAGUGGUGAUUUUUUUUUUUUUCUGCAUGAAUUAAUGAAAAUCUUUUAUUAGGGGGAUUUCAGACAAUAAUCUUUAAUAAAGUCCUUUAAUGCUC
This is a messenger RNA of Ctenopharyngodon idella (grass carp), 2428 nucleotides long. RefSeq names its product desmoglein-4-like. The record is from RefSeq and is a predicted model, not a curated record. The coding region runs from base 5 to 898 and encodes 297 amino acids. Gene Ontology annotation, biological process: homophilic cell-cell adhesion. Gene Ontology annotation, molecular function: calcium ion binding. The transcript has a single exon. Gene Ontology annotation, cellular component: membrane. Lineage: Eukaryota; Metazoa; Chordata; Actinopteri; Cypriniformes; Xenocyprididae.